CCUUUGAUGAGUUGGUGAAAAAAGUAAUUAAACCCAAUUUACAAGCAAAUAAAGUAGUAAUUGUUGACCGUUAUAUUGACAGCACCUUUGUUUAUCAAGGAUUAGAAGGAAGUUUGGGAAUUGAUAUCGUCCAAGAAGUAGCCAAAAAAACCCUCGAUUUGCCCUUACCUGAUAUCACUUUUAUUCUCGAUAUUGACCCCAUUAAGGCUCAAGAAAGACUAAAAAAAAGAAGACUAGAAACCGAAUUAAAAAAACUUUUUCCCGAAAGGAUUUAUAUAGUGGAUGCCGAAAAAAGCGAGGAUGAAAUAUUGACCGAAGUCCAGGAUAUAAUUAAACAAAAUCAUUCGCCAAAAAAGGAAUCCAAUUUACCCCAAUUUGUGCGAUCUAGUGAAACACCAGAAGACGCGGCCAAAAGAGAAGUUUUUGAGGAAACCAAUUUAGUAGUAGAAAAUCUGGAGAAAAUCGGAGAAGGAAACGUUUUUUACGCUAAUUUGUCUAAAGGAAAUCAGCACUGA
This is a messenger RNA of Scutellospora calospora, 515 nucleotides long. The record is from the annotation of a GenBank genome assembly. Lineage: Eukaryota; Fungi; Glomeromycota; Glomeromycetes; Diversisporales; Gigasporaceae.